This is a messenger RNA of Equus quagga, 1479 nucleotides long. RefSeq names its product zinc finger protein 772-like. The record is from RefSeq and is a predicted model, not a curated record. NCBI's taxonomy places the organism in Eukaryota, Metazoa, Chordata, Mammalia, Perissodactyla, Equidae. Bases 1 to 1479 code for a protein of 492 amino acids. The transcript has a single exon. Gene Ontology annotation, molecular function: DNA-binding transcription repressor activity, RNA polymerase II-specific. Gene Ontology annotation, biological process: negative regulation of transcription by RNA polymerase II.
AUGGUAGACGUAGCCGUACAGACGGAGCCCCCUGAGGGGUUUGUGUCUUUAGAUGAUGUGUUAAUAUUCUUCUCCCGGGAGGAGUGGGAGUUACUUGAUGAGGCUCAGAAACGCCUAUACUAUAGAGUGAUGCUAGAGACAGUUGGACUGGCGAUCUCAGUGAGACUUGGAAAUUCCAAAUUCCCUGAGAUUACCCAGCCCGAGCCAGAGAGAGUUUUCAGGGUUCCUGACAGUGUAGACGCAGCUCUAGGCAAGACAGAGAUGACCUGGGGGAACCUUAACACUAGCUCUUGGCAUACAGUGGAGGCUGAAGAUGCAUCUUCUGAGCAGGGUGUUACUGCAAGAGUGUCACAGGAGAGCUCUCUUGAGGUGGGUCCUUCCAUCCAAAACAGCCACCCAUGUGACAUGUGUGACCCCAUCUUGAAAUACAUUUUGUGUGUGGCUGGGCAUGAGGAAACAUCCCCUGGGCAGCCACUGUAUCCCUGUAUGUCAUGUGGGAGAUCCUUCUGGUUCAGUGCAAACCUUGACCAAAUACAGAAGGAGCAGAGUGGAGAACUAUUGCCUAGAAUAGAAAAUGUCCGGACCAUCUCUGUGGAGAGCUGGGAAAACCAAAUGUCAGAGGCCUUCCCUUUCGGAGAGGGUGAGGAGGACUUUUUGGCCAGCUCUGGACUUGCUCAGCUUGAUGCCACUGAGGAUGGGAAGACUCCACACAGGAGCGCUGAGUAUGAGGAGGCCUUUCACACUGGGCAAAUGGAUUACAAGUGCAGUGAAAGUGGGGAAGCUUCCAGCCACAAAGAUGAAUUUGUUCAGCACCAGAACAUCCACAUGGGAGAAACGUAUGAUGAGUGCAGUGAAUGUGGGAAAUCAUUUAGCCAGAGAGCCUACUUUCUAUUACACAAGAAAAGUCACCUCAAAGCAAAACCUUACAAGUGCAGCGAUUGUGGGAAAGCAUUUUGCCACAAAUUCAGCCUCAAAGUGCACCAGAGUCAUCACACAGGAUUCAGGCCUUAUGAGUGUACUGAAUGUGGGAAAUCCUUUAUCAAAAGAUACCAGUUCGUUCAGCACCAGCAAGUUCACACUGGAGCAAAACCAUACAACUGCAGUGAAUGUGGGAAAGUCUUCAGCCGAAGAGACACACUUACUGAACACCAGAGAAUUCACAGUGGAAUAAAGCCUUUUAUGUGUGGCGUAUGUGGGAAAGCCUUUCUCCGUAAAAGGGCGCUUGGUAAGCAUGAGAAAAUCCACACUGGAGAAAAGCCCUAUAAAUGUGAUGAAUGUGGGAAAUUCUUUCGCCACCGUUCCUGCCUUUCAAGACAUAAGAAGAUUCACAGUAAAACAGAGCCUUCUGCCUAUGCAUGCGCUGAAUGUGAUAAAACCUUCAUCACUAAUUUCAACCUUAUUCGACACAAGAAAAUUCACGCCAGAGCUCUUAGGCUUGUGGGUGAAGUGAAAGUGGAAAAUUCUUUGGUGGCAACUUAA